This is a messenger RNA of Ochotona curzoniae (black-lipped pika), 5848 nucleotides long. It is a transcript of the gene GREB1, whose product is annotated as growth regulating estrogen receptor binding 1. NCBI's taxonomy places the organism in Eukaryota, Metazoa, Chordata, Mammalia, Lagomorpha, Ochotonidae. The coding region runs from base 1 to 5841 and encodes 1946 amino acids. The transcript is spliced from 32 exons. The record is from RefSeq and is a predicted model, not a curated record. Gene Ontology annotation, biological process: multicellular organism development.
AUGGGGAACUCGUACGCGGGGCAGCUGAAGACAACGCGGUUCGAGGAGGUCCUGCACAGCUCGAUCGAGGCCUCCCUGCGCUCCAGCCAGCUGGUGCCCAGGCCCAUCUUCUCCCAGCUGUACCUGGAAGCUGAGCAGCAGCUCUCGUCCCUCGAAGGUGGCAGCCGAAUGGACAAUGAGGAUGAGGAGGAAGAGGCGGAAGGGGGCCUGGAUUCCAGCAGUGCCCCAAAUCCCUGCCAGCUGCACCCUGUGCCUGACGGCUGCUGUACCAUGGAUGGCUUCUGCCAGGCUGGGAAGGACCUGCGCCUCACCUCCAUUUCCAGUGACCCUAUUGAUGUCCCUGCGGGCUUCCUGCUCGUGGGGGCCAAGUCCCCGAGCUUGCCCGACCAUCUCCUGGUGUGUGCCGUGGACAAGAGGUUCUUGCCGGACGACAAUGGUCACAACGCCCUUCUUGGCUUCUCCGGGAACUGCGUUGGCUGUGGCAAGAAGGGCUUCUGUUACUUCACCGAGUUCUCCCAUCACAUCAACCUGAAGCUGGCCAGCCAGCCCAAGAAGCAGAAGCACCUCAAAUACUACCUGGUGCGGAACGCCCAGGGGGCUCUCACCAAGGGGCCCCUCAUUUGUUGGAAAGGCUCAGAGUUCCGAAGCCGGCAGACUUCCGCCAGGACCGGUUCCAUUUCUGUCUUCCCGCCACUGGACAGCUCGGGGGCUCCGACUGCCUUCCCCAGCGAGCCUGCUCCUGGAACCAACCCCGGCGUCCUGGUGGGCGCUCAGCAGGCAGGACCGCCUUCUGAUCACCCCUCACUCAGUGCAGUGCCUGGCCCCCCCAUCUUCAAUGGCAGAGACUCCCCGAAGCACCAGCAGCUGAUGAAGAAGAACCCGCCUGCAGCGCCACGGCCUCCAGCCCUAGCUUGCAUCCCAGGUGUCCUGUCCAACUCGGGACCCCCGAAGAAACGUCACAAGGGGUGGUCUCCUGAAUCUCCAUCAGCUGUGGAUACUGGCUGCCCGACGGGUGCUGGGGUCAGAGCCAAGGGCGAAAGUGCAGGUGUCUCCUGCCUGCCCCCGGCUGGCUUCCUGGGACCCACAUCGGUCACCUUUCCUGUUGCGGCCUCUGGGGAGCCAGUGUCUGUCCCCGACAACCUGCUGAAGAUCUGCAAGGCCAGGCCGGUGAUAUUUAAAGGCCACGGGAACUUCCCCUACCUGUGCGGGAACCUGAGCGAUGUCGUGGUCAGCCCUCUGCUGUAUACAUGCUACCAGAACUCCCAGUCUGUGUCCCGGGCGUAUGAGCAGUGCGGCGCCACCACUGUCCAGCCCAUCUCCGAGGAGAUGCAGCUCCUGCUGACUGUCUACUACCUGGUGCAGCUCGCCGCUGACCAGGUGCCCCUGAUGGAGGACCUGGAGCAGAUCUUCCUGCGCUCCUGGCGUGAGUCGCACCUGACCGAGAUCCGGCAGUACCAGCAGGCGCAGCCGCAGCUCUUCCCUCCCAUGCCCAGCGCCGCGGCACCCGUGACCUCGGCUCAGCUGCCCUGGCUGGCUGGCCUGGCCGCCAGCUCCUGCAAUGACAGCGUGCACGUCAUCCAGUGUGCCUACUCCCUGGCCGAGGGCCUCUCAGAGAUGUUCAGGCUGCUAGUGGAGGGCAAGCUGGCCAAGACCAACUACGUGGUCAUCAUCUGUGCCUGCCGCAACGCUGCCAUUGACUCCUGCAUCGCCGUCACCGGAAAAUACCAAGCUCGGAUUCUCUCCGAGAGCCUGCUCAGCCCUGCCGAGUACCAGCAGGAAGUCAGCACGGAGCUGGUCACCGGGAGAGUGGACUCACUGGGAGCCUUUGUCAGCACUCUCUGUCCAGAGGGAGACAUUGACAUUUUGCUGGACAAAUUUCAUCAGGAAAAUCAAGGCCCCAUGUCGUCCUCGACUGCUGCCUCCUCUGGCUCUCAAGCAGCACCUGUGGAUGGGAGCGGGGCACCUGUGUGCACAAGCUACUACCUAGAGCCGUGCAGCGUCCGGCCCUUCCAGCUGGCCGUGGCCCAGAAGCUGCUCUCCCACGUGUGUUCCAUUGCUGACUCCAGCACCCAGAACCUAGACCUGGGAUCCUUCGAGAAGGUGGACUUUCUGAUCUGCAUUCCCCCCUCGGAAGUGACCUACCAGCAGACGCUGUGCCACGUGCGGCACUCAGGUGUGCUGCUGGAGUUGGGGCUGGAGAAGGAGCAGCUGACCAAGCAGAGAGUGGAACAGUACGUCCUGAAGCUAGACGCGGGGGCGCAGGGCAGGUUUAAGGCCUUCCUGCAGAACUCUCUCCAGAACCCACACACGCUGUAUGUGCUCAUCCACGACCACGCCCACUGGGAUCUCGUGAGCAGUGCCGUCCAUAACCUCUACUCCCAGGGCGACCCCGGCGUGGGGUUGGUGGACAGACUGCUCAACUGCAGGGAGGUGAAGGAGGCCCCCAACAUCGUGACCCUGCACGUGACCUCUUUCCCCUACGCGCUGCAGACCCAGCACACGCUCAUCAGCCCUUACAACGAGAUCCACUGGCCUGCCUCCUACAGCAGCGGUGCAGCUAUGUAUCAUGAGAAUAAGAAGUACUUCGGGCUGUCCCAGUUCAUCGAGUCCACCCUGUCUGGUCACAGCCUGCCCUUGCUCAGAUAUGACAGCUCCUUCGAGGCCAUGGUCACGGCAUUAGGGAAAAAAUUCCCCCGCCUGCACAGCGCGGUGAUCCGGACCUUUGUUCUCGUGCAGCACUACGCCGCCGCGCUGAUGGCCGUGAGCGGCCUGCCGCAGAUGAAGAACCACACCUCCGUGGAGACGCUGGAGAUGGCACAGAACCUGCUGCACGCCCCCGCCCGCUGCCCCCGCGGCCACGGGCUCAUGGUGCUGCUGCGGGUGCCCUGUGCGCCGCUGGCCGCCAUGGCCUACCAGCGUCUGGCCCAUGUGCGGGCACGCCUGGCGCUGGAGGAGCGCUUCGAGAUCAUCCUGGGCAACCCCAGCACGGGCGUCACGGUGGGCAAGCACUUCGUGAGGCAGCUCCAGAUGUGGCAGAACAUUGAGGAUGCAACGUGGAGACCUCAGACCUACCUGGAGUUGGAGGGCCUGUCUUGCAUCCUCAUCCUCAGUGGGGCUGACCCACUCGGGGAGUCCUUGCCCAGGUCGCUGAGGUACUGUGACCUGCGCCUCAUCAACUCCUCAUGCUUGGUGAGAACGGCCUUGGAGCAGGAGCUGGGCCUGGCCGCCUACUUCGUGAGCAGCGAGGCCCCGCCGGAGAAGGUGGCCACGAGUGAGGCCUUAGAGAGCGACGCCGAGAAGCUGAGCAGCACGGACAAUGAGGAGGAAGAGCUGGGGACUGAAGGGGGGCUGUGCGUGUCCAGCGUGUGUGUGUUUGAAGCAGGUUCCACCUCGGACAGGAGGAGCCCGGUGAAGAGGGAGAGGCCUUGUUCCCAGGACUCGGCAUCCUCCCCGCUCUCCUCCAGGGCAUCCGGCUCUGCACUGGCUGGUGAGGCCAUGGCUCCACCAACGGGGCCUCCCCAGGGAGAGCAGGGCAGGUCUCCCCCUUGCCAGGAGGGCAGGGUCCCUGGAGAGAAGCCGAGAAACCGGCCGGGUCAAGGCCCAGCGGUAGCUACCAGCAGACACAGUAGCCUGCAGGUGGCGGUCACUUCAUCCUCCCAGCUGUCAUCCUGGAGUUCGUCCUCAUCCACAGCGCCCACCGCUGACCCAUUCGUCCUGCAGACUUCACAGUGCUCCCUGACCAAGGCCUGCCGACAGCCGCCCAUCGUCUUCCUGCCCAAGCUUGUCUAUGACAUGGUCAUGUCCACCGACAGCAGCGGCCUGCCCAAGGCUGCCUCGCUCCUGCCCUCGCCCUCGGUCAUGUGGGCCAGCUCCUUCCGCCCUAUGCUCAGCAAGACCAUGACGUCCACGGAGCAGUCCCUCUACUACCGGCAGUGGACAGUGCCCCGGCCCAGCCACAUGGACUACGGCAACCGGGCUGAGGGCCGUGGGGACAGCUUCCACCCCCGCCGGCUGCUGCUCAGUGGGCCCCCCAAGACCGGGAAGACAGGGGCUUACCUGCAGUUCCUCGGUAUCUUGUCCCGGAUGCUCAUCCGGCUGACGGAGGUCGAUGUCUAUGAUGAGGAGGAGGCCCAUAUCGGCCUCAGAGAAGAGUCAGACUGGCAUUAUCUGCAGUUCAGCGACGCCUGGCCGGACCUGGAGCUGUUCCGGAAGCUGCCCUUUGAUUACAUCAUUCACGACCCCAAGUACGAAGACGCUAGUCUGAUUUGUACACACACAGCGAGCGUCCCAAAUGAAGAUGGAGGGGCGUCCCGGAAGCCUGAGGACCUGUAUGUGCGGCGUCAGACGGCGCGAAUAAGGCUGCCCAAGUACGCAGCCUACAACACAUACCACCACUGUGAACAGUGCCAGCAGUACAUGGGCCUCCACUCCCGCUACCAGCUCUAUGAGUCCACCCUGCACGCCUUUGCCUUCUCUUACUCCAUGCUAGGAGAGGAGAUCCAGCUCCACUUCAUCAUCCCCAAGUCCAAGGAGCAUCACUUUGUCUUCAGCCAACCUGGAGGCCAGCUGGAGAGCAUGCGCCUGCCCCUGGUCACAGACAAGAGCCAGGAGUACAUAAAGAGCCCAACGUUCACCCCAACAACUGGCCGGCACGAGCACGGGCUCUUCAACCUGUACCACGCGAUGGAUGGCGCCAGCCACUUGCACGUGCUGGUGGUCAAGGAGUAUGAGAUGGCCAUCUACAAGAAGUACUGGCCCAACCACAUCAUGCUGGUGCUGCCCAGCAUCUUCAACAGUGCCGGCGUAGGAGCCGCCCACUUCCUGAUCAAGGAGCUGUCCUAUCACAACCUGGAGCUGGAGCGGAGUCGGCAGGAGGAACUUGGGAUCAAGCCGCAGGACAUCUGGCCUUUCAUUGUCAUCUCUGACGACUCCUGUGUCAUGUGGAAUGCCGUGGAUGUGGACUGUGCUGGGGAGAGGAGCAGGGAAUUUUCCUGGUCGGAGAGGAAUGUGUCCCUGAAGCACAUCAUGCAGCACAUUGAGGCGGCGCCCAACAUCACACACUAUGCCCUGAUUGGCAUGCGUAAGUGGUCCAGCAAGACCAGGGCCAGCCAGGUGCGGGAGCCCUUCUCCCGCUGCCAUGUGCAUGACUUCGUCAUCCUGAAUGUGGACCUCACCCAGAACGUGCAGUACAACCAAAACCGGUUCACAUGUGAUGACGUAGACUUCAACCUGCGGGUGCACAGUGCCGGCCUGCUGCUGUGCCGAUUCAACCGCUUCAGCGUGAUGAAGAAGCAGAUUGCCGUAGGUGGGCACAGGUCCUUCCAUAUCACGUCCAAGGUGCCCGAGAACGCCACGGCCGUGGUGCCGGCGCAGUACAUCUGUGCGCCCGACAGCAAGCACGCGUUCCUGGCUGCGCCCGCCCAGCUCCUGCUCGAGAAGUUCCUGCAGCACCACAGCCACCGCUUCUUCCCGCUCUCCCUCAAGAACCUGGGCCACCCCGUGCUGUCCGUGGACUGCUACCUUAACCUGGGCCCUCAGGUCUCCGUCUGCUACGUGAGCUCCAGGCCCCACUCUCUGAAUGUCAGCUGCCGCGACCUGGUGUUCAGCGGGCUGCUGCUCUACCUCUGUGACUCUUUUGUGGGUGCUGGCUUUCUGAAAAAGUUCCACUUUCUGAAAGGCGCCACCUUGUGCGUCAUCUGCCAGGACCGGAACUCGCUGCGCCAGACAGUGGUGCGCCUGGAGCUGGAGGAGGAGUGGCAGUUCCGCCUGCGGGACGAAUUCCAGACAGCCAACGCCGCCGAGGACCGGCCACUCUUCUUUCUCACAGGACGGCACAUCUGAGGGGAAC